AUGACGUCCAACCGACCCUUAGCAUCAUUUCAGCUCCUAUCAUUCGAUAUAUAUGGCACCUUGAUUGACUGGGAAAGUGGAAUUAUCGAAAGCCUUAAACCCCUCAGCGACCGUCUCCCGGAUUCGCACCUGUCAGAGUUAGAUCCCCUAGCUCUGUGUUCCUCUCUGAAUAAGUACGAACGUGCGUUUCAAGCGGAGAACCCAAGGCAAACCUACGAUCUAAUUCUCAAGGCCUCAUAUGAAGCCCUUGCAAAGGAGCUACAAGCCCUCCCAGCUGCUGCUGGUGGAGAGGAUCCAUCCUCCAUUUUGGACAAAGAGGGAACCGCUUUUGGAGCUAGCAUUGGCACUUGGCCUGCGUUCCCAGAUACGGUUGAGGCGAUGCGCAAACUGAAGAAACGAUACAAGCUUGUACCCUUAACAAACGUUGAUCGCGUCUCUUUCCAGAGAACCCUCCAUGGACCGUUAGGCGGUGUUCAUGAAGGGCUAGGGGAUGGGGAACGGUUUUUUGACGCCGUAUAUACAGCGCAGGAUGUUGGGUCUUAUAAACCUAAUCCAAAAAACUUUGACUAUUUGCUAUCGCAUGUGAAAUCAGAGUUCGGCUUGGAGAAGGAUCAGGUGUUGCAUGUUGCGCAAAGUCUGUUCCACGACCAUGAGCCUGCAAAGAAAUAUGGGUUACAGAGUGCUUGGAUAGCGCGAGGGGAGGGGGGAGAGAGUGGGAUGGGGGGCAACGUGGUAGAGUACCUUGCGGGCGAGAAUCCAAAAGUGGCGUUUGGAUGGCGAUUUAAUACCUUGGGAGAGUUGGCGGAGGCUGUCGAAAGGGAAGCAGAGAAGGAAAUCUGA
Paracoccidioides brasiliensis Pb18 is the source of this 840-nucleotide messenger RNA. RefSeq names its product haloacid dehalogenase, type II. The record is from RefSeq and is a predicted model, not a curated record. The transcript has a single exon. Bases 1 to 840 code for a protein of 279 amino acids.